GCGUCUCCUUCAUUCGCAGGCUGGGCGCGUUCGCGGGAGGACGGCGACGGAGGCAGGCGCUCUUGGGACCUCGCGGGCGCGCGUCGUCUCGCUCUUGCCGGCGUCCCUGCGAUUUGGGGAAGGCGCGAGGCGGCGGCCGGGCGCGGGAGGAGCGCGGAGGAGCCAUGGGCGCCGGGAGCUCCACGGAGCAGCAGAGCCCGGAGCAGCCUCAGGCGGGGAGCGCCACGCCGGCCGAGCCCGAGCCCAGCGGCGGCGGCCCCUCGGCGGAGGCGGCGCCGGACACGCCCGGGGACCCCGCCGUCGCCGCCGCGGACCCCGCCAGCAAGCUCCUCCAGAAGAACGGUCAGCUGUCCGCCGUCAAUGGCUUACCUGAGCCAGGAGAGGUCAGCCUCCAGGAGGAAGCCCUGAAUGGCCAGGAGGAAGAAGUCGUUGUCCUAGAUGUUGGACAGAGGGACACUGAAGAUGUGAGUGAGAGAGACUCCAAUAAAGAGAUGGCGGCUAACUCGGCGGUGGUUCCUGACAUCACAAGUGAUGGGCAGGAGAUGUCUGAAAUAAUUGAGCAGGUUCCUUCUUCAGAAAGCAAUUUAGAAGAGUUAACACAACCCACUGAGUCCCAGGCUAAUGAUGUCGGAUUUAAGAAGGUGUUUAAGUUUGUGGGCCUUAAAUUCACUGUGAAAAAGGAUAAGAGCGAGAAGUCCGACACUGUGCAACUACUCACUGUCAAGAAGGAGGAAGGCGAGGGAGCGGCAGGGGCAGGCGACCACCCGGAGCCCAGCCGGGAGGCGGGGGAGGCCACCGCCAAAGACAGUGAACUCCAGCAGUCCACAGAGAAACCCGAAGAGGCCCUCAAGCAUGAGCAGAGCCACCCAGAAAUUCCUCUUCAAGCUGACUCUGCCCAAGCAGCAGAGGAGGGCAAAGACGAGGGAGAAGACAAACAGGAAAAAGAGCCCAGCAAGUCUCCGGAAUCCCCGACCAGUCCGGUGACCAGCGAAACAGCAUCGUCCUUCAAGAAAUUCUUCACUCAAGGUUGGGCCGGCUGGCGAAAGAAGACCAGUUUCAGGAAGCCAAAGGAGGAUGAGCUGGAAGCUUCAGAGAAGAAGGAACCAGAGCCAGAAAAAGCAGACACAGAGGACAAAGAAAAGGCAGAAGAUAGCUCUGGGCAGCCCACCGCGUGUGACCAGCCGCCCCCACAGGAGCCCACGGGGGGUGUCCAGGAGGCCAGGUUAUCGGCCGAGUAUGAGAAAGUAGAGCUGCCCUCGGAAGACCAAGUCGGUGGCUUGCAGGCCUCUCCUGAAGAGAAACUCGCUCCAUUAGCAACAGAAGUCUUUGAUGACAAAGUAGAAGUCCAUCAAGAAGUUGUUGCAGACGUCCACGUCAGCACUGCGGAGGAGGCAGAGGAGCAGAAAGCUGAGGUAGAAGAAAUGGUGGAAUCUUUGCCGCCUGAAAAAUUAGUUGAAACAGAUGUCGAACCUCAGGAAGCGGAACCUGCCAAGGACCUGGUAAAGACCAAAGAAGCCUAUGCCCCCGGAGGGGACCACAUCCAGGGACCUGAACUAAGUCCAGAUGACAAAGUGUUGCCCAAACACCCUGAAGGUGUCGUGAGUGAGGUGGAAAUGCUGUCCUCACAAGAGAGAAUGAAGGUGCAGGGAAGUCCACUAAAGAAGCUGUUUACCAGCACUGGCUUAAAAAAGCUUUCUGGAAAGAAGCAGAAAGGGAAAAGAGGAGGAGGAGGAGAUGAAGAGUCGGGGGAACACGGUCAACUUCCAAUAGAUUCUCCAGAUAGCAAUGAUGAGCAGAAGGGCGAGAGCUCCGCUUCCUCCCCCGAGGAACCCGAGGAGAUCACGUGCCUGGAGAAGGGCAUGGCGGAUGCGCACCAGGAUGGGGAAGUCGAAGAAGGAACCACUUCUGACGGUGAAAAAAAGAGAGAGGGUGUUACUCCCUGGGCGUCUUUCAAAAAGAUGGUGACGCCCAAGAAACGUGUCAGAAGGCCUUCCGAAAGUGACAAAGAAGAUGAACUGGACAAGGUGAAGAGUGCCACCUUGUCUUCCACGGAGAGUGCAGCCUCUGAAAUGCAAGAAGAAGUAAAAGGAAGCGCAGAAGAGCCAAAGCCGGAAGAACCAAAGCGCAAGGUGGACACGUCAGUAUCUUGGGAAGCUUUAAUUUGUGUGGGGUCAUCCAAGAAAAGGGCAAGAAAAGGAUCAUCUUCUGAUGAGGAAGGAGGACCAAAGACGGUGGGAGGAGACAGCCAGAAAGCAGAGGAGGCUGGAAAAGACAAAGAAACAGGAGCAGACGCUGUGCUUGCUAGUUCCCAAGAACACGAUCCAGCGCGCGGAAGUUCCUCCCCUGAGCAAGCUGGAAGCCCUUCGGAAGGGGAGGGCGUUUCCACCUGGGAGUCGUUCAAAAGAUUAGUCACCGCAAGAAAAAGAUCAAAGUCAAAACUGGAAGAGAAAAACGAAGACUCUGCAACUGGGACUGGUGUAGAACAUUCAGCUUCAGACGCUGAACCUGGGAAAGAAGAAUCUUGGGUUUCAAUUAAGAAGUUCAUUCCUGGACGAAGGAAGAAAAGGCCAGAUGGGAAACAAGAACAAGCUGUGAUUGAAGACACGGGACCACCGGAGGUCAAUGAAGAUGAUGCCGACGUCCCAGCCGUGGUACCCCUGUCUGAGUACGAUGCUGUAGAAAGGGAGAAAAUGGAAGCGCAGCAAGCCCAAAAAAGUGCCGAGAAGCCUGAGCAGAUGGCAGCUGUUUGUGUGUGCGAGGAGCUCAGUCAGACUCCGGUUCACGCAGUGGCCGUGGCUGUGGUUGACGGGACGAGGGCAGUUACCAAUGUUGAAGAGAGGUCUCCUUCUUGGAUAUCUGCUUCAGUGACAGAACCUCUUGAACAAGCAGAAGAAGAUGAAGCCACAUCAUCAGCUAGGGAGGUAUCUGAAAGAGAAGUGAUUGCAGAAGAAACCCCCACGGUUACCAAACCUGUGCCGGAGAACAGGGAUGCCCGUGACAACACGAUCGUCAGUGAGGUGCAAUUAACUUCUGAAGAUGUGCCAGCUGCAGAAACGACAGAGGCGUUUUGUGCUGAAGAAGCAACUGAAGCAUCUGGUGCUGAAGAGACCACAGAAAUGGUGUCAGCAGUUUCCCAGUUAACCGACUCCCCAGACACCACAGAGGAAGCCACACCGGUGCAGGAGGUGGAAGGUGGCGUGCUAGACGUGGAAGAGCAGGAGAGGCGGACUCAAGAGAUCCUACAGGCGGUUGCAGAAAAAGUGAAAGAGGAAUCCCAGCUGCAUGGCACCAGUGGGCCAGAAGGCACAGUUCAGACCAUGCAGAGAGUAGAAUCAGAGCCGCCAGAGAAGCUGGAAGAAGCGGAAGAGGGUCCAAAGAGAGAUACGGAUGUUGUGUUGCAAGUACAUGGACAACAGACUAAAACUGAGCAUUUUACACAGGGGAAGGUCAUGGUACAAGCCACCCCAGAAAGCUCUGAAGAAGCUCCUCAAGUCACAGAGAGUGUAGAGUCCAGUGAGCUUAUAACCACUUGUCAAGCUGAAACCUUAGCUGGGGUCAAGUCACAGGAGAUCACAGUGGAACAGGCUAUCCCCCCUGACUCGGUUGAAACCCAUACAGACAGUGAGACCAAUGGAAGCACCCCCGUAGCAGACAUUGAAGCUCUAGAUACAACACAGCAAGACAAGAUUGUGGAAAUCCAUACAGAUAAUGAGGUCGCAUCUGGUCCCCAGUCAGCAGUCACAGAGGCAGAGUCAGUUCCUGCUCAGAAAGAGAAGCUUCCAGCACCUUCUAGUUUUCAAUCCCAGGAAGAAAAUGAAGAGCAAUCAAAAGUGAAAGAUGUCCCAGAACAUCCAGAUAAAGCGCCCUCAGUGGAAACCGUACCCAUUCUGUCGAAGACUGAGGUGAUUCAAGAGGCCGGCCGGUGUGCCGAUGAAGAAACCAAAGACAUACCAUCUGUCGAAGGACUUGAAGUGUCUGUAGACACAGAUGCACCAGUCAGUCAGGACAAGGUCACUGAAGUUGCCCCUAAAAGCGAAGUCACGACAGAAGCUGAAUGUCAAAAGAAUGGUAAUAUUGAAAUCCAGAGUCCUACUAAGUCUCCUCCAUCCCCAGUGGAGAGAGAGGUGGUAGUUCAAGUAGAAAGGGAAAAAAUCAAAGAAGAGCCAGCCCAAGUGAGUGAAGAGAAACUUGAGCAAGAAACAGGUGUUACUGUAUCUGACAAGCUCAGCAGGCAACUGGUUCAGACAGUUAACGUGACCAUCAUAGACAGGGAGAAGGAAGUUAGCAGUUUGGAAGGCAGCCCUCCUCCUUGCCCAGGUCAAGAGGAGGCAGUGUGCACAGAAGUUCAAGUUCAGAGCUCCGAGGCAUCAUUAUUAGCUCUAACAGCUGCAGUAGUGGAGGAGAAGGUCUUAGGAGAAGCUGUCAAAAUUUUAGAGACAGGUGAAACUUUGGAGUCUGCAGGUGCACAUUUAUUACUGGAAGAGAAACCUUCUGAAAAAGAUGAAGACUUUACAGCUCAGCCGGGAGAAGAGGCCGAGCCCACAGGGCCCGAGUCUCAGGCAGAAUCAGUACCAGUACCAGCAUCCGCCACUUGCGAAAAAGCCUUCUGUUCUGUCCUGGAAGGAGAGAAGACCCCAUCACAGAAAUGGAAGUCAGAUGAAGUCAGUGAGCAGGUUGUUCAUCAGGAAGUGAAAGUGAGUGUAGCAAGAGAGGAAGACGUAAAGGCUGACAGUGAGAUUUUGGAAUUUGAGACUGAGAGCAGUAAACUCGUCCAAAGCAUAAUUCAGACCGCUGUUGACCAGUUCGUACGUACAGAAGAAACAACCACCGAAGUGUUUACAUCCGAUUUACAAACACAGGCCCACGCGGUAAAAGCGGACAGUCAGGCGGCUGGACAGAAAACGGAGACAGAAGACAGUGAAGGUGAGGUCUCCGCACCUGAAAUACCAAUGGUCGCAGCCAAAGAGGAGCCAGAGCUAACCGCCGCGGGACAGGUCCAUUCUGAGAUAUCCAAAGAUGUGAGUGAAGCUUCAGAAAAGAUCAUUGAGGUAGAAAGUUCCAGUGUAAAUGACCAACAGCUUGAAGAGAUCAUUCUGCCACCCGAGGAAGAGGGAGAUGGAACUGGAAGACAGUCUGUGCCAGAAGGCGAUGGUGGUGCCAUGUUAGGAGAAAGAAUAGAAAAGUCACAAUCUGAAUCCAAAGAAGAUGAAGAAGGUGAUGCUGUCGAUUACCCUGAGAGCCAGGACUCAGCCCUGGCCGAUGCUCAUGCCUCAGGAGGCUUAACCAAAGAGUCCCCGGAUACAAAUGGACCAAAACGAAAAGAGAAGGAAGAUGCCCAGGAAGUAGAAGUUCCGGAAGGAAGAGUGCACAGUGAGUCAGAUAAAGAGAUCAGAACCCAAACACAGGAGGAGAUACGGAAAGAAGAGAGGGAACGAGCAAAGUCAGAACUUACGGAAUCCUAAAACAUCAUUUAAACUCAUUGUCUGUUUGCAAGACCAGAAUGUGAAGACAAGUAGUAGAAGAAAACGAAUGCUGCUGCUGAGACCCAAGACCAGUAUUUCAGAACUUGGAGCACUGGAGGGCAGGCACGUGAACUGAGCUUGUUUCUAGAGAGCCCCUGACAAUCCUGAGGCUUCUUCAGGAGCUAUAGCCGUAUAACAUUGCCUCUUUUCAAGACCACCCUACUAUUCUAUUCUCCCUCGAUACCAUAUAAUGUUUCUGAUUUAAGGUUCUAAAUUCCUAACCUGGAACUGGAGAUGGAAAUACCUAGUUCUGCUUCUCAAACUGGAGUAUCAUUCUUUAUGUAUUUAUAUGUAUGUUUUACGUAAUCCUCCUUGUGUAUCUAUUGUAUAUUUUUUUCUUAAUAUGGAUAUUAAUGUUUAUGGAAAUGUGCAGGAUAGUACAUGUCAUUUGUAUCCUACAAUAUAUGACGGGGCACGCAGCCAUGGUGAAGCCUUGGGGAGCUUCAGAGCCUCAGUCAUAACCUGUGAAACACAGAGCUUCCUAGAAAUAACAUUCCUGAUCAGGAGGUACAGUUCUCAUUGUAAAAUUCAAUAAUGAUUAGGUCCGUGUUUAGAAGCACUCUGAAAUUGGUCACUUUCCUAUUAGGCACAGUGUGCUAAAAAUAGAAAGCAUUUUUAAACAUACAGAAUGUUCCAUUGUUACUGUGAAAUUUUUCUUUCCAGCCCAGUGAAGGUUGGAAAGAAGUUUUUUCCAGUAGCAGACAGAUUAACUUUUAAGUCUUUUCUCCUACUUGUUGGACGGUUGUUUAGACAGAUGAGUGUGCUUAACCCUGAGGCAAAGUAGUGAAAUGUUUUUCAUGUUACAAAGAAAAGAAUUGACUGUUGUUAAGUUUUUACUUGUACUCUUCUAUGCUGGACCACAUUCACAUGCAGCAUGAUAUAAGUCAGGUUCUUAACAAAUGGUAUUUUGAUAGAUACUGGAUUGUGUCUGUGCCAUAUUUGUGCCCUUUCUUCUAAGAACAGUGUUGCGUAUUAUGUUCAUUUGGAUAAAGUGUGAUUUGACGAUGGAUUUAAAUAAAAUAUUUGCUUCACUUAGAUUUGCUGUUUUUUUAGAUACUAGGAAUCCUGAGAACUAUGUUUACUGCAUUAGAAUAAGAUAAUGACGGAUAACCUGGAACUUUCCAAUGUAGUCACUACAAGGAAACAUCUCUCUACACUGGUUUGAGUUGGACGUUCAGAGGGAGUCAAAGCUGAGAUGCUUUUGCUGAAAUAAACCAGUAGCUUUUCAGGUUGAUAUUACUGGUACAAUUUUACUGUCUGGUAAUUCCUGAAAAAGUCAGUGUUCUGUGUUAGUAUUUUUGGUUUCAAACAAUGACAAAUGUCUCUAGAGAGAAAUUUUAAGGUAGCUUACUAGUAAAAAGGCCUUGCCUAAAAUAAAAGGUGAUCUUGGAAAAUUUUUUAAAUGUCGGAACGGUGAGUCAUCCUAAUACAUGAAGAAUUUGUCAGGCAGUUGCCACACACAGAACAGUCUGUCACUUGGCUACCGUAGAGUUCUACUUUUUUCGCAUAUAGAAUUGGCCUGCCGUGUAGCUGCUUAAAUUGUACUGAAACUCACCACUCCCAUUUGAGAAUUUAAAUUUCAACUGCCAAUUAUGAUUUUUAAAGCAUAACAUUCUAGAAAGCCUACUUCUGGCAGAGAGAAAAUUUGCUGUUAAAAUGUAAAGUGUUUUCUCUUAUGUUAACAAACCUGACUGCAUAAAUAAUUGGCCAUGUUAGUAAGACACCUCAUGAUAACAGUGUAUACAGGCUUGUAGUUGGAAAACAUUUAAUACCCUUUUAGGAGUUAUUCUCCAAUAUAUAUAAUAGCCACCUGUGCUUCAUUAUUAAACUUUAAAAUUCCCAAGUUCGACAAACUUCUAUUCUAAAUCUUUUUUUUUUUCUUCUUUUGGCCCACUGAAACUUAAAUCCAAGUGCUGCAUUUAAGUUGAAGAUCAGCUGAAAAGUAUUGAGAUGACAGCAAUUUGUAAGGUGUUCAUACCAACUGACUUCCUAUGGCCGGAAGAAACUUUUUGCUGUUUUGAACAGAUUGAAGAUUUGUGUAGUUUGUAGAAAACGGAUUUUUUUUUGUUGUUGUUAAAUUCCAUCCUGCCACUUCAUUCUGUGUGUCUUUUCUUACCACCUGUGACUGGGUGAUUCUGGCCAUCACAAGGGGGGUUUUCAGUGGUAGCUGUUUCAUGACGGUGCUUUGCAUGCUAACCUCUGGAUGUGCCCCCGGAUUACUUCUGCACAAGCUCUGUGUCUAUGUUCGCUGAGCAACCUUGUUUUAUUAACAAGAGGAACACCGGCAGUAGCAUGAAAUGCAAUUGUUUUCAUAAUUCUAAAGCAGCUGUUAACUUAUGAAGUACAUAAUUACCAAAUGUAAACUGCAAGAGUUGGAGCAAGUGCCUAAAUUUUGCUAUUUUUGGCAUUACUGUGGAGCCAUGUACAGUAGAAAGCAAUGCAAGACUUAUAAACUCAUGCCACUUCUUGUAAUUGAGGAAUAUAAAAUGUUCCCCCUCAGGUUAUUUUGCUUCUGGUACCCAUGAGUUGCCUCUCUCUGUACAUAGAUAUGUUGUUCCAGUACUUUCCUCCAAUGUUUGGAUCUACAGAUAGUCAAGGGCUGGAAAUUUUAGCUUGGAGUUUAGCAGUUACCUCUGAUCCGAAACAAUAUUUGGAUUCCCUAGUUCUGUUUGGGGGCAAAUUUUCAUAUAUCUAAAUAAAAUGCAAUGUAAUUAAA
Lemur catta (Ring-tailed lemur) is the source of this 8238-nucleotide messenger RNA. It is a transcript of the gene AKAP12, whose product is annotated as A-kinase anchoring protein 12. The coding region runs from base 165 to 5462 and encodes 1765 amino acids. Lineage: Eukaryota; Metazoa; Chordata; Mammalia; Primates; Lemuridae. The record is from RefSeq and is a predicted model, not a curated record. Gene Ontology annotation, molecular function: calmodulin binding; protein kinase A binding. The transcript is spliced from 4 exons. Gene Ontology annotation, biological process: signal transduction; regulation of protein kinase C signaling. Gene Ontology annotation, cellular component: cytoplasm.